Molecule: messenger RNA, 9924 nt
Organism: Labrus bergylta (ballan wrasse)
Lineage: Eukaryota; Metazoa; Chordata; Actinopteri; Labriformes; Labridae
Product: vitamin D3 receptor A
Biological process (GO): positive regulation of transcription by RNA polymerase II; cell differentiation; negative regulation of transcription by RNA polymerase II
Cellular component (GO): nucleus
Molecular function (GO): vitamin D response element binding; zinc ion binding; nuclear receptor activity
Source: RefSeq, a predicted model, not a curated record
GUCAUCAGACAAACUACAGGCUGUGUUGUUUUCCGUACAUGCAAGCUGCUGGCAGAAGAAGGAGAAGUAAGAGGAAGUCACUGGAGUAGAGAGAGGAAACAGUCAAUGUGUAAAGGAAGCAGCAAGCCAUGGGCGCAUAGGGAGUAUCAAUGAAUAUCUGAAUCAUUGAAGCAGAUCUUAAGCGGAGGGAUCUGCGUUGGUUUUAUACCUCUGGAUCCAGUGAGAUUUUGUGUGGAGGAGUAUCGACUGUGAGCUACCGUCUUUGGCUGCGAGGAGGAAAAUGAAGCACGCUCUCUCAUGGUAGUAAAAGUGAUGGAGCCCAUGACGGUGACGACGUCGGUAGUCGGACCAGAGGAGUUCGACCGCAAUGCCCCGCGGAUCUGUGGUGUGUGCGGCGAUAAGGCCACCGGCUUCCACUUCAACGCCAUGACUUGCGAAGGCUGCAAGGGAUUCUUUAGGCGCAGCAUGAAGCGCAAAGCCUCUUUCACCUGCCCGUUCAACGGGAGCUGCACCAUCACAAAGGACAACCGGCGCCACUGCCAGGCCUGCCGCCUCAAACGCUGCGUUGACAUCGGCAUGAUGAAAGAGUUCAUCCUGACGGACGAGGAAGUUCAGAGGAAGAAGGACAUGAUCGUAAAGAGGAAAGAGGAGGAGGCGGCCCGGGAGGCGAUGAGGCCUCGUCUGAACGACGAGCAGACCCGGAUCAUCUCCUCCCUGGUGGAAGCUCAUCACAAGACCUACGAUGCCUCCUAUUCGGACUUCUCCCGCUUCAGGCCUCCGGUGCGUGAAGGCCCAGUAACGCGCAGCGCCAGCAGAGCCGCCUCCCUUCAGUCUCUGUCUGACGCCUCCUCUGACUCAUUCAACCACUCACCCGAGUCUGUGGACACCAAGAUGAACUUCAGCAACCUGUUAAUGAUGUACCAGGACGGGGCGAGCAGUCCAGACUCCAGCGAGGAGGACACCAAGCUCUCCAUGCUGCCCCACCUGGCGGACCUAGUCUCGUACAGCAUCCAGAAGGUCAUCGGCUUUGCAAAGAUGAUCCCCGGCUUCAGAGAUCUGACGGCAGAAGACCAGAUCGCUCUGUUGAAGUCGAGUGCCAUCGAGAUCAUCAUGCUGCGUUCAAACCAGUCGUUCAACCUGGAGGACAUGUCCUGGAGCUGCGGAGGACCCGACUUCAAGUACUGCGUCACUGAUGUCACAAAGGCCGGUCACACUCUGGAGCUAUUGGAGCCGCUGGUGAAGUUCCAGGUCGGUCUGAAGAAACUCAACCUGCACGAGGAGGAGCAUGUGCUGCUCAUGGCCAUCUGCCUGCUCUCCCCAGAUCGUCCCGGCGUCCAGGACCACGGGCGCAUUGAGCAGCUCCAGGACCACCUGUCUGAGACCCUGCAGGCCUACAUCCGGGUCAACCAUCCGGGCGGGCGCCUCCUCUACGCCAAAAUGAUCCAGAAGCUGGCCGACCUGCGCAGCCUGAAUGAGGAGCACUCCAAGCAGUACCGCUCGCUCUCCUUCCAGCCCGAGCACAGCAUGCAGCUCACCCCGCUGGUGCUGGAAGUGUUUGGCAGUGAGGUGUCAUAGCAGAGGAGGAGAGGCGCACACACACAGGAUGAUUUAACAACCCAAACCGCCUUUUUCCCCCAGCCCUGAUAAACCUGGACAUGUGGGAGAACGAAGGAUAAUCACCUCUUCAUAAUCUGCUCAUCCUCCUCCUCCUGCUUCUCGUCCUCCUUCUCCUCCUCCUCCGCAUCUCUGGACCUCAAGCAGCAGACACCUGGACCUCUGGAUUAAUGGAUUUCAGACACCAUGAAAUGUUUCUGCAGUACUUGGAUAACCGGAUGAUCUCUGACCUCUGGAUUUGAAAACACAGUGCUGCAUUAAAUUUCAUUACAUCCAGAUCCCUUCUACCGGAAACAUAAAACAAAAACAACACCUUUAUCAUCACCACCUCGGAACCCUACCGCUGGACUCCUGCCUUUUUUUUUUUUUUUUUUUUUUACAGUGAUGACAGCUCGACGGAUGUGACUUCCACAUCCUUUAAUACCAUCAACCUCAUAACAUUGUUCCAUGUUCACACCGUCGCGGUGACUGACAGGAAUAGUCUCAGAUUUACUUCUUUUAACCAUGCUGCCACGCGUGAGGUACAGAUAUAUUUCUAGCCAUAUUACUUCACCAGUGUUAGACAGCUAUAAACAUUUACAGAUUUUUUAACAGCAAAGACAUCCAAAUAUAUAUAAUAGAUCUACUUAGCCAGCAAAGGAGCAAGCUUCAGAAAAGGCAUGGAAAUAAAACUUCAAUUUACUUUGUUAAGAUGGGAGUCUAGCAGGUGCGUUUUCAUGCCCUGUGUUUCAGUGUUUUGUGCAAACUUAAGAGAGGUUUCAGACAGUCAGCUGAAGCUUAUGUUGGAGUGUUUUAGUGUAAAAAAAUAAAGGAAGGGAAGGAAAAGGAGACGUGGAGGAAAAAGAGUAAAGGAGGUAGGAUGGAUGGAGAGGAAAUGCUACGGUUUGAGUUCCCUGAGGGGAAUUUCACAAAGCAAGAAUGUAUGUAUAAUGCUAUAUAAAUAUAAAUGAUACGUAUAAGCUGAUAUAUAUAUAUAUAUAAAUAUAUAUAUAAAUAUAUAUAUAUUUAAGAGAGUGGUUGCUUCUGAGAAAGCAAAACAGUUCUGAGUGUUGUAUAAUGUAUAAGAUAUGAAGGCGCCUCCUCAGCUGUGUGUGUGUGUGUGUGUGUGUGUGUGUGUGUGUCCUCUUUUAAACGACACACACACAAACACACACACACACACACACACACACACACACACACACACACACACACACACAUUAGAGCGCACUGAGAAGCGUGCGAGGAGUCCUUCUAAUUUUGGUGAUGUGUGUACAGUUUAUGAGAAUAUUGAUGGACCACAAGGGGGUGUGUGUACAGGCUCUGGCGGAGGGUUCAGUGCAGGGAAGCACCUCUCUGUUGAUGUUUUAUAGUCGUGCGUGGACCUGUGAAGUUUGUAGACUGACAUGCGCAAACACAACGUCACGUUUUAAGCCGAUGGUAAUUAUCCAAAACGAAGCGUUUGUUUCGGCUGCUUAGAUUUGCUGCUAAGACAGUUUAGAGCUUGAUAGUUGGACAGAAGCCAACUACCCGGCUGUUGCCUCAGGGAAAAAGUUUGUCUGGUGUAGUGUACUUGGUGUUUAUGGUGUGUGUGGCGUAAGCUUACAAUCAGAAGACAGAGAUUGUUUUUGAAGCUCUAUAUAGGCAUCACUGUGAUUUCUAAUCAAUACAAAAUAACAGCAUACGUAAGCUAACGGUGGAACCUUUUUUCAAAUGAUUACUAAAGAUAUUCAUUCCUGAGCUUAUCUGUUUGUAUUUAACUCAUUUUAAGAAACAGGUUGCAUGAGCAUAUUUGGACGUUAUCGUUAAAUUUAAAAGUCCCCUAUUAAAUGCUUUAGAGAACAGAUACUUACAUUUUAUUAUCAUCAUAAGCUUCGUUUCGUUUCAGGUCAAAGAAACUAUUCUACAGAUGGUAGCGCUGUACAGUAGUGAACAGUAUAUAGGAGCAUCUAGUGUUGGUCGAAUGAAAUCCUUCUGAUGCUCUAAACGGAGAGUUUGUAAACCGAGAAAGAAACUUUUUUUUAUACUCAAUAUAAAAAAAAAAUCAAGCCUCAUACUUUAUAGUCACAGUUAUAUAAUUUCAACACCAGCUACAUAAGCGAGGUUUUUAGGAUCUUACAUUUCAACAUCACUACAUAUCAUAUCAUAACCUUUCUGUCGACACAUUGCAUGCUCACCCCCUCACGCAGGCCUGGAUCGCCCCCUUGUGGACAAACUUUGUAAAUACCACUUGCUACGUCUGUACAUAGUUAGAGAUUAAUGUAGGCAAAAUACGAGAAUUCAGAUGUUGAUGGCAAGAUGCUCUGGAGAUACAGCACUAUAUGCAAAUUAGGAGAUGGACUCCUGUGUUUUAUUCAACUAUUACGGGACCUUAGGUUCAACUCCUGGUGAAACAUCUGACUUGUUCUUGGGCGCCCAGUAGAAGACUGCUGGAUUUGGGUUUGACCAGUUUGGCUUUUUUAAAAGCUGACGUUCAGUACAUGAGACAUCUGAUCACAGAUCAAGGCUCGGUCAGAAUUGCAAUUCAUUCCUCCUGUGUCAAUGUAGCUGCCCCACUUCCUUUUGGGGACUAAAGAAACAAUCAAUCUUUAAUUUAAGUAUAGCACCCAUUCAUAACACAUGCUAUCUUUACACUGCUUUACAAAAAGCAGUGAAGAAGUAGUCAUUCCUCGAAAUGCCCCCGACCACAAAUCUGAAGAAAACUCAAAAAGAGGACUGAAAGAAAAAGCAGCAGAAUGCUUUUCAAUCUGAGGAGGUGUAACAUUGAACAUGGCUUCUUCUGCAGUGAAGGUAGCCCCUAUUUUUACAACUAAUUAUGUAAAAUCAUGCAUGGUGUGUCCCUUCUCCAAGGUGAAGAUUUAAACACCUAACUCUUGCAUCGUCUAAAGGUGCCUUGCUAGUUGCAGGCACCUAAAGAGCCCUGAGAGGGGGGAUGUAAGGAUUGGGUUCAACACUCAGUAAACAACUUUGGAAAAGGGGGCACUACCACACUUGCCGUUGUUGUCACUUUUUAAAGAGCCAGACUUGGUCACACUCUGUUAUCGACGAUGCUCGUCUUCUCUCUUGCAAUGAUGAGACUCUGGUGUUGUGAUUGCAAAGGCUUUAUGUGACUGAACAUUCCCGGUGGUGGUCUCGUUGAGUGUUUCCAGCCAGCUGAGACCCCGUGCACGAUCUAAACUCAAAAAAACAUCAGUCUGAGCAUCUUUGACUCUGCAGCAGGUUUUCUACAGGCACCCAACAGCUCAACCAGAAGUGUCCUCUGUGUCCCUUUCAAGCUUAUGGAUGUACAUCUUCUCUCUUUCUCUCUUUUUCUGAAGUCUAUCGAAAAGCUUUUGACAAUUAUACAGUGUACCCAUUAUAUCUUCAUUUUGGUGAUUUUAUUUUAUUUUUUUCACUCAAUUUUCAUUUUUUUCUUUUCAAGAUUGUCGAUAUUAAUGCGUGUCAGAGUUUGCUGUCUAGCUAGCGCUUUGCUUUCUGCGCUGGAACGUCAUUUAAAAUGAAGCAGAGACGAGCGCGGUGGACUCCUGGAGCCUUUUCCAAACGCAAAUGAUCGAGAUCCCCUUCCCCCUUUUUUAUGGACUGAAUACAGAACAGCCCCCUUUUUAACCAGUGGCGUGGCUUCACUCUUUGUUCAGACAAGGAAGCUCAGUGGCAACCAAUCACCUUCCUGUUUGUUAAGGGAGGAAAACACCUGGAGUUGUAAUCUGAGGGGAAGGGGAAACGGCGGAGCUGAAUCUCUUCAUUUUCAAUGGAAAGGCGGUCAUCAGCUCUGUAAAAAAAAAAAGUAAAGAAAAAAACCCCGCUACAUCUGCUUUUCCAGAAGCAGGAUGUCCCAACACAAUCAAGUGAUCGUGAAUUAACACUGCCUCACAUGACUGACACGGGAUUCAGCCAGUGGCAUCCGCGACAGCAUGGGCGUGCCUCUACAUUCAUCACUCAACCAUCUAACCGCCUCCUUUUCUGCAAUAGCCAACUACAGCAGGAUUACUCUCCAUAGCUUUAACUCAGCAGCCAUUCAGGCUCUGCUUCUUUGGAAGGAAAAAAGAAACUCAAAAAAACAACAACAACUCACCAAGGGCUGAUAGUAGGAGUCGCAGAUUUAGCUGCUUCAGAAUGGGACGUGUCACUUUACUGUGAAAUGGACAAUGCAGGAAUAGCUCCUUUUUUUUUUGCCUCCCAGGAUGAAAAAAAAAAAGUUUUGGAUUGGACCUCAAGAAGACUGUGUAGAUCUGUAUAGAGAAAUCUUAGGAGAAAAUGUAUUUUUAAAAAGAAGAUUUGCCACAUGGGGACGUAGUGACGGUCUGUACAGGGCGGUGUGUGCAGUGACUGACGAUGACAUGUCGCCUCCUAAACCCAAAGUGUGACAUUUACCUUUCUCACAACUCGGUGUCUUGCAUUGCAGCUCUUGGAACUUUUUUUUUUUUUGGUUGUUGUUGUUGUUGUUAAGCAAUCAUCAUUUUGUUUUAGGAAUAGUUUUUGAACUACAUAAAAAAAGGAGACUUUUUUACAUUUAACUUCAACUUCUACAUUAUCUGUUUGAAAAGGAAUGCAGGACAGAGGGGGGACGACGGAGAGGCUGCGCCGUUCUUUUUUUAAUUUUUUUAACGGUUCUGAGAAGUUCCCUCCAGAUUAAAAAAAAGGCCAUGUUUCUUUCCUUUCACAUUGGGAAUAAACGUGGCUUCACGAUAGAUCUGGCCUCACAAACUUGAACACUAACUUACAGUAGGUGUGUGAGUUUUGUGAGAGGGUUCAUUAGCGAUCAAAUGAACCGAAACAAGGCGGCUGUCUCUCCCCUCUCUCCCCCCCUCGUCCCCUCAACCCAGGUCAGCAGCUCCACCUCAGUAGCCUUACUUACAAAACCUCACUCAGCUGGAAACAUUUAACAGAUACCUCAGUAAUCAUUUACAGGAUGACUUGUUUUACAAUAGCCUUUAAGGGAACCAAACAUAAACCCACAACAUACACAGAAAAACGACUUCCAUCUCCUCAGCGACCUCCGCAGUGUUUUCUAUCUUUACCACAGUUAACUAGAUGCCAGUUUUUUUAGAAAAAAAAGAGGAAGGUUGUCGGUUAGAAUCCUCUUGCCAGUAGACCAGUCAGUAUAUGAGUGGAUCCCAAUGGUUCUCGAUGUUUCUAACUCUCACUCUGUGUGUCGUUCUGCUCUACUCACCUCGACCCUCAUCGCUGCCUCAUUCUGUGUUUUUUCUGUCUGUGUUGUCUCUGCGAACAGACGACGUGCCGCCAAGCUUCGGCUCUGCGUUUUUAACCCAACAUACUACCUCUCCCUUCCGCACAUAUAUACUCAGUGUGUGUGCGUGUGUGUGUGUGUGUGUGUGUGUGUGUGUGUGUGCGUGUGUAAAAACACACAUGUUUAGUUGCAGCAUGAUUGUGUUUAACACUUACUUAGGAAGGUUUUUGUUUAUAUGUACAGUCUUUUCCUUUUUUAACGAUUUUCAAAUGCUGGAUGAUUUUUUCUUUUUUUAAAUCUCAAAUCUUAGUAAAAGUCAGUAAAAAGAGAGAGAGGCCUCGUCAGUAUCAUGUCACCACUCAGGUGUGUAAAUGUGUGAAGCUACAUUCACAUAACUUUUAUGAUAACACAAAGUUCUUGAAGUGUGUAGGUGACACAUUUGUGGGAACACAGACCCCCUAAAGAAGCUUCAGAGUUAAGGUAGCUUUGCUCACCUGGCUCGAGCAUACAGGAAAAGGAGACGCAGUUAAAAGAAAGACAGGUUUGGGUAGUUCGCUUACAGAUGCAACUGAAGCAUCCUGUAGCUGGAUAAAGUGUUUGCUCUUUGGACGCGUUUGUUUCUCAAAACCAAGUGUAUUCACCUGGUUCAGAUUCAACAAUGAGUGAAACAAACAACUUCAAAAUAAGCCGAGAGGGAAAGGGGACUUUAUGUGAACUACAGUUUCCUUACAGAGUUGAAUAAGAAAUUGAUCCCACUCUCAUGUCUGACCAUUAAAAAAGUAUCUAAUGGUGCGAGAAUGUUAGCGGAGCGAGAGCAGCAACUUCAGGAAAAAUAAUUAAAAGCACUUCUUGUUGUUUUUUUUUAAUUGAAUUUGUUAUAAAAUGAGUUCUGUAGAGCAGAUUGUGUUAACUACACAAUCGUCCAGGCUAGCUGUUUUAUGCUAAGCUAAGCUAACCUACUCUCUGAAUUUAGCUGCAUAAUAAACACGGAGACAUGAAAGUGACAUUUUGCUCCUCAGAGGAACAGUCAGCGGUUGUGGAAUAAGCUAUUUAAAGACGAUAAUGACACUAAACUCACGUGAGAUGAUGCUGAAUCUUAACCAGAGCAGGUUAGGGAAUAUAGAAAUAUUUUAAUAAAAGAAAAUUGAAGGAGACGUUCGAGUUCAUCGAGCACAUUUUUGUCAGAAAAUACUAAAAGAAAAUUUUAAAAAAAGAGAAGAUAAUGUCUUGUUUUCAGUCUGUUAUAUGAAUUUAGCAUGAACCUGCAGCGUGCACACUAAGUCGUUUGGACUCCGGCGGAACAGGAAGCUCCUCCUUAAGAUCGGGAACACCUUUAAAUUAUUUUUGAUACUACUAAACUAGCAGCUGUUUUGACGAUGUCAUCAGCUUUGACCAGAAGACGACUUGACUCGGUGACUCGGUUAUUCUUCUGGAGGUCAGGGUGCUCGAUGGUGAUGCACCGUCACAAACAUCUUAAUCAGACCAGAGCGACCAUUUUCAGAUUAACUCGUCCGCUCAGCGACAAAGAGUUAGAAAGAGUUAGAGAGAAAAAUACUGACUUAGAUAAUAAGGAUGUUUGUUCGACUCUGAUACUACGCAGUAUGUGUGGCCCCCUCAGUCUGCUUCGUUUGUCUCUGACUCUAGCUUUUCCUCAAACCUCUGAAAAGGCUUUCUAACAUUGGGAUCCCAUUUUUAGAUAGUCUAGAGAUACAAGUAGUGUUUUUUUCUGCUCCACAGCUUGCUGAGUCUCUCUCACACACACACACACACACACACACACCUGCUCCAGCUCAACCGCGGCACUCUGCCUUCUUCACUCUGCUUCCGAGUCCUUCAUCGGUCCGCUGCUUUCACUCUGCUUUCAUGAAAACCAGGCCUUUUAAAAGACAUGCUGUGAAUGACACGACAAGCCUUUAGUGAUCACUUUUUGUAUCGUAUGGACUAAUGAAUCACAUUUCAGCUCACAGCAUGUGCAAGUUCACUCUCUGCUCAGUUUGUAUUGCAAUCAGCUGAUGACGACGAUGAUGAUGAUGAUGGAAAGCUUUGAGCCGUUAUGGAAAUAGAAAAGUUUCAUUUCAUAAAUGUGACGUGUUUUAUUACCUUUUGGCUAGAAAAAAAAAGUGACUUAAUUUGUCAGAAUGAAACUCGUUUGUCUGAUGAAGUAAAAAAAAAAAAAAAAUGUAUUGGACUUAAGUGAAGUGAUUCCUGAAAUAUGAAAUGAGAAUAAUCUGGCUAACCCUAAUAGCCACAUUAUUCCAAAACAUCAAAUGUUAGUCUGUCCUCAGGAAUAGUCGAGUUAUUUUAACACCUUCAUAGAGGAAGGUCCGAGCAGUUCGUGGAUUGUUGAAGUAGAUCUCUUCAGCCGUCAGCCGCGAUGAAGGCUGUCUUUAACGUUGUUUAAUCCUUAGUGGCAAACGUAAAAGUAUUCCAAUAAAAUAUUGAUUGUGAUUUUACAAAGCCAGAAAAUAAUAAAGACAACAGUUCAUUAGUUAUUCUUCCUUUAAGAACAUGGGGGGGAUGGUGUUCUACCUUUUCUCUGAUUGGUCAGUUUGUUAUUGUAAUCCUGAUCUGUUCGGAUUUAUGGAGCGUUUGUCUGACAUAUUUUAACACUACUCUACUCUAACACUGAACAAGUGAACUGAUUGAAUCGAAGGUAGACAACCAACCCCUGUAAUAGACUCGGUCAAAUUAUUAUUCCUCCCUAUGAAAUCUGGAGCCUUCAUUUUGAGAGCAGCGAUGUGAUGUCCGUUUCUUGUUAAAGAGAAAUCAAAAUGUUUUUCUCCAUGUGAGGAUCUUUUCUGUGAUAGUAAGUCAACCUCUCCCGAAUAGCAUUACAUUUUUAGAGGAGUACUGUGUCGCUACUGCCAGCGCUGGGGAUCUACUGCAACAACUCCAAACCAAUCCCAAAGUACAAGUUUAAUAAGAAAAAGAAACAUGUUGACAUAGAGCUCGUGUUCAGAAUGAUUUCCUCCUCAAAGGUCAAAUGUCUGGACCCUUAGGAGAGCGGGUAGACAGGAAGCGGGCUUUUCUACUGUCCUGACGGGUGAUUGGCCGUCAUUCAGGAUUGUUGUUCAUCUGUUGUUCUGAUUGCAUUUCUCUGCUACCUCUUUAAAUAUGCGCUUGCUCACACAUACACACACACA